This is a messenger RNA of Acromyrmex echinatior (Panamanian leafcutter ant), 546 nucleotides long. RefSeq lists its product as uncharacterized. NCBI's taxonomy places the organism in Eukaryota, Metazoa, Arthropoda, Insecta, Hymenoptera, Formicidae. The record is from RefSeq and is a predicted model, not a curated record.
AUGGUUUUCUAUGUAGAAAUGAUUUUCUACGAACAAACGUCAGGAGCAGCGAUGAGCUCUCCGAUUUCUCCUGUAAUCGCUAACAUCUUCAUGGAACACUUCGAGAAAGAGGCUCUCAAAAAAGCACCAAAGAAACCAGAAGUCUGGUUCCGGUACGUAGAUGACACAUUUGUGAUAUGGAGACACGGCAGAUCUGAACUCCGAAAAUUCCUCAUCCACCUCAACAAACAACACCCCAAUAUCCGUUUCACCAUAGAGGAAAAUGGGAAACUCCCAUUCCUAGAUGUGCUGGUGUCAAAGGAGGCCAACGGCACCCUAGGGCAUCAAGUGUACAGAAAAACAACACACACGGACAGAUACUUACAUGCUGAGUCACACCACCACCCAGCACAAAAACAAUCAGUAAUAAACUCUCUGGUACACAGAGCCUUCGCCAUCUCCGACAGAGGACAUCUACGGACAGAAAUAAACCACCUAAAACAGGCCCUACAAAAUAAUGGACACGACAAAAAAGACAUAACCAAAAUAAUCAACAAACACAAAUAA